Messenger RNA from Mesitornis unicolor (brown roatelo), 293 nucleotides. Its product is annotated as serine/threonine-protein kinase Chk1-like. The record is from RefSeq and is a predicted model, not a curated record. Gene Ontology annotation, cellular component: nucleus. The annotation marks the transcript as partial. Gene Ontology annotation, biological process: intracellular signal transduction; protein phosphorylation. The transcript is spliced from 2 exons. Gene Ontology annotation, molecular function: protein serine/threonine kinase activity; ATP binding. NCBI's taxonomy places the organism in Eukaryota, Metazoa, Chordata, Aves, Mesitornithiformes, Mesitornithidae.
GGUGCAGUUGGCCGUCAACCGCCGCACGGUGGCCCUCCACCCGCCGCACCGAGGAGGCGGUGGCGGUGAAGAUCGUGGACAUGAAGCGCGCAGCCGAGUGCCCGGAGAACAUAAAGAAGGAAAUCUGCAUCAACAAGAUGCUCCGGUUCUACGGCCACCGGCGGGAGGGCGCCACGCAGUACCUCUUCCUGGAGUACUGCAGCGGCGGCGAGCUCUUCGACCGCAUUGAGCCGGAUAUCGGGAUGCCGGAGGCGGAGGCGCAGCGUUUCUUCCAGCAGUUGAUCGCCGGCGUG